AUGUCUUCCAAAGUAGAACAACUACUUUCCUCCGCAGAGAGUCAAGAUAUCUUCAAGUCUCCAGACUUGGUUAAAGUCACCCAUAAAAAGCCCUACGGGGAGGUCUCGCCGACACGGCCAGAGCUAUCUCAAGCCGGUCGUACCGUGCUCAUCACUGGCGGCAACAGCGGCAUAGGCUACGCCGCCGCCCUCGCCUUUGGCCAAGCCGGUGCCUCGCGCGUCAUCAUCACCGGCCGCCGAGCCGAGGCCACGACUGAAGCUGCCGCCAUGCUCAGCUCGCAAGUCUCUAGUGACGGGAACAAUAACACCCAGUUCAUCGGUGUUACAAACGAUAUUGCCGAUCCCGCCGCCAUCGAAAGUCUAUGGAAUGACCUUGAAGCCCGGAGCAUUUCGGUCGAUGUCCUAGUCCUCAAUGCGGCGCGGUUUUCCGAAGCUCAAGGCCUCCUUGAGCGUGGCAUCGAGGCUGUCUGGGGCGACUACAACGUAAACGUCCGCGCGCAGCUGCACAUGGCGGAGAAGUUCUAUAAACAGAGAGCUGUGGCAACCACCGGGAAAACGCAAAAGUUUCUUGUCAUGGUCUCUUCUGCUGCCAUCCACCUAUGGGCAGCCAAUGAUCCAUACCCAUCCUAUGGUCUCACCAAAAACGCUGGCUCACUAGCCAUGCAACUCAUUGCAAGAGAGGCCGACCCAGAGCAGAUGCAGAUCGUGAGCUAUCAUCCAGGAGCCGUAUUCACAGACGCAGCCAAAAGGGCAGGGGCGAAAGAGGAUACCUUGGACUAUACCGACGUCAAUUUGUCAGGACAGUUUGCUGUGUGGGCAGCCUCGAAGCAGGCGAACUUUCUCCAUGGAAGAUAUGUCUGGGCCGAAUGGGAUGUGAAUGAGCUAAAGAACUUGCGGGAAAGGCUCGAAAAGGACGAUAAUCUCCUGCGCAUUGGUGUCCACGGUUUCGAGUAA
Pestalotiopsis fici W106-1 is the source of this 954-nucleotide messenger RNA. RefSeq lists its product as uncharacterized. Lineage: Eukaryota; Fungi; Ascomycota; Sordariomycetes; Amphisphaeriales; Sporocadaceae. The record is from RefSeq and is a predicted model, not a curated record. Gene Ontology annotation, molecular function: oxidoreductase activity. Bases 1 to 954 code for a protein of 317 amino acids. The transcript has 3 exons. Gene Ontology annotation, cellular component: cytosol.